AGAAACAAAGAUGGCCGAACGUGACAAGGAGGUCAUGUCUAAACUCAAAGAUCUUCAUGUAAAAGGAGACAACAGCGCGGAAGUUUCGUCGAAAAACAUCAGCAUGGACGACGCAAAGAUUUCCCGACUUUUGGAAGCGAUGAAAAAACGCAGCGAAAUCGACUCAGAGCAGCGUCCAUACAAGUGUCCACACUGUCACUGGGCCUUCAAGAAGUUGUGCUACCUGCAAAGUCAUUUAACGACACAUUCUGGACUUAAACCUCAUGUGUGCGAUAUCUGCGGUAAGGCGUACUCACACCAAGGCACCCUACAGCAACACAAACGUCUACAUACGGGAGAACGGCCAUACCACUGCCCGUUUUGUGACCGUAGCUAUAUCUGGUCAUCCGAUUAUCGCAAACACAUCCGAACACACACAGGAGAGAAGCCUUACGAAUGCAAAGAGUGUGGUAAAGACUUCAUCCGUUCUUCCGACUUGAGGAAACACGAACGCAACAUGCAUACCAACAACAAACCCUUUCAGUGCUCACAUUGUGACAAAACUUUCAACAGACCUUUGUCGUUGAAAAGACAUGAAAGGAAACAUCUUGGAGAACGGCCGUAUUCUUGUUCAGAUUGUGGUAAGAAGUUUGCAUUGGAGAGUCGUAUGGCCGAGCAUCAAAAAAUUCACAAAGGAGUGCGUCCGUAUGUAUGCUCCGUGUGCGCGAAGUGUUUUACGAAAUCGUCUAAUCUGACCGAGCACGAAGCUAUCCACAGCGGGGUUCGGCCUCAUAAGUGUGGAGAGUGUGGGGUGGCGUUUGCGAUGGCCUCCAGGUUGGUUCGGCAUCAGUACGUUCAUAAUAUUGGACAGAUUCACAGUUGCGGCGGGUGCAUGAGGAACUUUAGCUCUUUGGCUAAUCUGGAACAACAUCAACAGCUGAACUGUCCCAGCAGGAUCUUCGUCUGUGUACUGUGUGAUAAGUCCUUCAGGUGUGCAGACAAGCUAGCAGAGCACAUGCUCAAUCACAGUGACAAAAUUGGACCAAACUGAUUAUUGUACUGUAAAACUGUUAUAGUUUUUUUUUUUCCUUGUUGCACUUCACCAAACAAUUUCUGGUCAUACUGGUGCUUAAGUGGGCUCAGAUGUGUUACUAUCAUAUUCCUCAUAGCUGCAAUGCUGCAAUAGACCCAGGACAUAGCUAACCCACUAGUCGGGUUACCCUGUAUCCGAUUAUCUUCCAACUCCCACUUGGACCUCAGAUUUGAUGUCACGCCUGAGCUUGAAGUGUAAUAUUAUGUUUCUCAUGUCCCCUUAGCAACCUUAGGGACGUUAAUGCCCGUUAAAUCGAGUAUUUGUUCAAUACUGGCCUCAACACAACACCGACUACCACAUCCACAGGCAGUGAUAUGGACACAGUGAAGUAUUGUAGUAAUACGAGUGACUGAAAUUGUCAUUUAAACCACCAAAGUGUCUAAACACAAUGAAAACAGUUCAUAUUUACACAUCACAGUAGGCGUAGCCAUCCUGAAUUCUGAGUCGGAAUCCUUGCUGGGUUUACUUUUUCCGCCACUGAGGUCAGAGUCGCGCUGUCCCAGGAAAAGGGGUAUGUCACGCAUGUCACUAGGCAACUUCCUUGGGAAACCGAUUCAGAAGAAUAAUUGAAUGCAGGGUUAAUUAGGAAGUUCCAAUAGGCUCUAUUUACACUUACGUCACAAACCAGGAAGAUGUUUGGAAAGAUGAAAUUACAACUUCCCAGGCCCAUUUUUCUUCAUCUAAAUGCCAUUGUAGCGUUCUGUUAUGUUUGGCUAAUGAACAAUUACAAUCAUACCUCAGUUUUCAUCAUUUCCCCAAUGACACACAACUUCAAGCGCACUGGGUACAUGCGAUUGGAAGAGACAAGGGCGCCAAAUUCAAGAUGAUUCCAAACAGCACAUACAUGUGCAGUCUUCAUUUUACCUCUGAUCACAUUUACUUCAAUGGGUUUUAUCACAGUCGGUCAGUGAGCCCAGUGUCGGGAAGUUUUAUUUGCAUCUUUCCCAACGUCUUCCUGGUUUGUGACGCAAGUGUGAAUAGAGCUUUUUGACUUUGAAUGAAGAACUGUUGUCCCGCUCUCUCUAACUGCUGCCAUGAGCCUUGUCAUUUUGGUCUUAAAACACACUAACCCACUCUACAUGACCCUGGUGCUUUUGUUUCAAUAUUUUGUCUGUAAAUAAAUUUCUAUUCCUAAUAUGGGGCUUUGUUCAGAAUUCACUUCUAUAGCUGUUAUCUGCUGACUGGUACCGUGAGCUUCAUUUGACUGGAGCAGAGUGUCUAUGCGUGACGGUACACUCCCUUAGUCCACUUCUGUUAACACUCUAUGGAUGCUAAUUUCCCAUGUCAACAUACAUGUCAGUAUACAAGUCUGACAUGCUUGUAUACUGUCUCAUAUCAUAGUAGUAGCCUAAAUAUUUGUGUACGUGUCCUCAUGUGAAUGUUCAGAUCUUAAACUGGAAUCACAUAUAGUCCCAUCCAUUUGA
Molecule: messenger RNA, 2496 nt
Organism: Boleophthalmus pectinirostris (great blue-spotted mudskipper)
Lineage: Eukaryota; Metazoa; Chordata; Actinopteri; Gobiiformes; Gobiidae
Gene: znf648
Product: zinc finger protein 648
Exons: 1
Coding region: 11-1030 (339 amino acids)
Source: RefSeq, a predicted model, not a curated record